This is a messenger RNA of Nezara viridula (southern green stink bug), 355 nucleotides long. The record is from the annotation of a GenBank genome assembly. Lineage: Eukaryota; Metazoa; Arthropoda; Insecta; Hemiptera; Pentatomidae.
AUUUAUUUCUAUUUAAUACUUUCUCAUAAAUAAUAGGAAUAGUUAAUCGAAGUCAUGAUAUGUUGGGAUAAACUUCCUGGAGGUUUAAUAUUACUUAAAUUAUUAUCUCCCCACACACUCCAAGACCUCCCCCUUCCAAAACAUCCCCAAGACCUCCCCCAAAUCCUAUUUCCUAACUCCCCCCUCCCGACUCACCCGAGGACUGACAAGGCAUUAAUGGCCAUCCCUAUCGAAGGCACUGGAGAAGUCGAAGAUAAGAUCGAAUGGUCCAAGGCUCUCAUCUGGGAUGGACUGAGUGCGUGCCCCUCCGAUAAAUACUUGUCACUUCCAGACACCUUCUUCUGGAAUGUCUGAG